GGCGUGCGGGUCUCAUUAGCGUCCAGGGUGAGGAGCGGACGGGAUGGACGUGUGGUGGGGGGCCCGGUGGUGGUGCGCACUUCCGCUGCUGCUGCUGCUGCGCGCGGCCGGGGUGGCCCCGGCCCUCAGCGUGGCACCGUGUGACCUAAAUGAAUACCAGCCGGAAGGCAGCAACCUCUGCUGCCAGAUGUGCCCUGCAGGCCAGUAUGUCUUGGAUCACUGCACUGUGAAUCACACGGCCCCUGUAUGCCAGGUCUGUGAACAUGGCACCUUCCUCCCCUUCCGCAGCGGGGAGACCAGUUGCCAGCCCUGUGUCCAGUGCCGGCUGGGAGAUCAAGAGGUCGUGGCCAAGUGUUCUCCCACCAGCAACGAGCAGUGCCGAUGCAAAGAGGGGAGCUUCUACUGCAAUUCCGUGAACUGCGUGGAGAACUGCCUCCGGUGUACAAGGUGUCCUGGCGCCAUCCUGUUGCCUUGCACCGCCACCAGUGACACGGUUUGUGCAGCAGACCCUGACCCAGGGUGUCCAGAAAACAAAUGUGGGUCUGAGUCCCCCCAACAGAAUGUGGCUGUUCCCGUCGUCAUCGGCAUCUUCCUCACCCUCGGCAUCGGCAUCGCCAUCGUUUACUGCUGUAAGAAGAAAGGCAAGUUAGCGUCAGGUGUGCGGGUUUCUUACCAGCCGCUCGUCAGACUCUUGAAGGGAAGGUCGGACGGGACAGGCAGCCUUCCGCGGAACAGCAGUCUGCAGCCUGAGACCGUGCGGCUGGAGAUGCCUGAGCGGGCGGGGCCGGUGCCGGGCACAGACACCCAGCCCGCGGAGGAGAGCCUGGCCCUGAUGCCCGAGGCCAGGCCCCAGCCACACCCCUCAGGGGAGCCCGAAGAAGGCCCCGAGCUCCAGGCGGGGGUGGUCGGCGGAAGCCCUGCAGCCCCAGAGCAGACGUUGGAAACUGCCGUUCCGGCCACUUCUGCUGCCCCCGCCCCCCCCGCCGCUCCCACUGCUCUGGGGCUCCAGGAAGGGACGCAGGUGUCCCUCUCGCUCAAGAGUUUAGAGGAGCGCUACAGGACGGAGUAUUUCCUCAGCGAUAAAUCCAGAGAAGUCACUGGGAGGAUCGACUGUGAAUUUGUAAAGGCGAACUUAGGAAAUGAUUGGAAGACGUUCAUCAGGUUAAUCGGUCUGGAGGAAACGGACAUUUACAGUUGCGAAUGUGAAAAUCCAGGCAAUGUGGCCGAGCAGCAUCAUCAGAUGCUCUUUACGUGGAGAAAGAAGCUGGGCAAGAAAGCUUCUGUUUUUAGACUCUUGGCGGCCCUCCAUAAAUUGGAGCUACAUAUGUAUUUGCAGAACAUUAUAAAUAAUCUAGUAGCGGAAGGUAUUUUAGGAAGGCUUGUAGAAAACCAUGAGACCUCAGAUUAGAGUGAAAUCUCGGGACUGGAUUGUGUCUUAGGACUCUAGAAGAUUUGUAUUUUAUUUUUGUUCAGUGUAUCUUAUUAUAAA
Molecule: messenger RNA, 1489 nt
Organism: Hyaena hyaena (striped hyena)
Lineage: Eukaryota; Metazoa; Chordata; Mammalia; Carnivora; Hyaenidae
Product: tumor necrosis factor receptor superfamily member 25-like
Exons: 11
Coding region: 44-1408 (454 amino acids)
Biological process (GO): positive regulation of apoptotic process; TRAIL-activated apoptotic signaling pathway
Cellular component (GO): plasma membrane; cell surface
Molecular function (GO): protein binding
Source: RefSeq, a predicted model, not a curated record